Molecule: messenger RNA, 1946 nt
Organism: Lacerta agilis (Sand lizard)
Lineage: Eukaryota; Metazoa; Chordata; Lepidosauria; Squamata; Lacertidae
Gene: OTOP3
Product: otopetrin 3
Exons: 6
Coding region: 23-1840 (605 amino acids)
Biological process (GO): proton transmembrane transport
Cellular component (GO): membrane
Molecular function (GO): proton channel activity
Source: RefSeq, a predicted model, not a curated record
AGCAGCCAAACAUCAUUCAGCCAUGGAUAUCAAAGCAACAGCGCGUCAGAGACACCAUCCCCAGGAAGCUGGAGAAGAUGAGACUGCUUCCCCCAACCCAGAGGGCUGGAAGAUCAACUACGAGAAGUCGUGGCUACACCGUCAUUGCUCUUCCUUGAUCCUCCGCGACAAGCAGGCCCAGAAGGCCGGGCGGCUUUUCUCAGGACUGAUGGCCAUGAACGUGGUGUUCCUGGGCAGUGCCUUCAUCUGCAGCAUGAUUUUCAACAAGGUGGUCAUUACGCUGGAAGACGUCUGGAUCUUCCUCUCCAUCCUCAAGAUCCUGGCCUUAGGCUGGAUGGCUAGCUAUUUAUUGUUCACCAGGAGGAAGCCACAUGCUAUCUUGUACCGGGAUGCCCAUGCAGGGCCCAUGUGGGUGAAAGGUUCUCUAAUCCUGUUUGGCACUUGCAGUGUCCUCCUGCACAUGUUCCGGAUUGGGUACAACAUUAUCCAUAUUCAGUGUAAAUCCCAGGUGGCCCUUUUGUUCCCAUCCAUAGGAAUCCUUUUCAUCUGCAUUCAGACUUACUUUAUAUGGUGCCAUGCAAAGGAUUGCACCCAGGUUCACCACAACUUCACAAGAUGUGGGCUAAUGCUGACCUUAGCCAUUAACCUCUUGCUGUGGCUCUUAGCAGUGACCGAUGACUCAGUUCACAAGGAAAUUGAAUCAGAACAAAACAAUACCAUGCAGAGAGAUGAAGGCAAUGGGACCAGCUCCUGCAAGUGCUCCAACACAACAGGCUGCAAGGUCUUCCAGAAUGGCUAUAUUUUGCUGUACCCCUUCAACACAGAAUACUGCCUGAUCUGCUGCUCCAUGCUUUAUGUCAUGUGGAAGAACGUGGGCCGGCGCAUAGCUCAGCACCAUAAUACUUGUGCCAAGCCCAGAGUCAAACCCCAUGGGGUCAUUUUCGGGCCACUGCUGGGCAUCAUUGCAGUGAUUGCUGGCAUCUGCAUUUUCAUGGUGUAUCAGAUCCAAGCCACCAGCUCCUCCCCGAGCCAUCAAGCGUUCAUUCUCUAUUAUUCCUACUACAUUGGUUUGUUGCCUGUAAUGACACUAGGAGCCUUAAUUGGAACCAUCACCCAUGGCUUAGAAGAGAGGGAGCUGGACACGCUAAAAAACCCAACGCGAAGCCUCGAUGUGGUAUUGCUCAUGGGAGCAGCCUUAGGCCAGAUCGGCAUCUCUUACUUUUCCAUUGUGGCCAUCGUGGCCACAGACCCGACGGAUUUGUUGAACAGCAUCAUCCUAGCCUAUUCAGUGAGCCUCAUCAUUCAGCACAUCACCCAGAACAUCUUCAUUAUUGAGGGGCUCCAUAGAAAGCCACUGCCGGUAAAUGAAGCUCGCAGCCAGGCUGAACAUUCCAGGAAUGGUUCUACCUCAACCCGGAGCCCACACAGUGAACACAUGAUUGUAUCCCCUGGCUGUCGAGAGCCUGUCUCAUCCACAGCCAACAAGGAGGCAGAUCCAAAUGAAGGGGAGAAAUGCGAACGUGCUAGCGUCCCAAAAUUUUGCAACCCAGAGAGAAGGCAGGACAUCCGGAAAGCUUCACAGACCUAUAUCCAGACCUACAGCCAUUUGAACUGGAAGAGGAAAGCUCUGAGAGAGAUCUCUAGCUUCUUGAUCAUGUGCAACAUCAUAUUGUGGAUCAUGCCAUCAUUUGGAGCGCAUCCGGUGUUUGAGAAUGGAAUAGAGAAAUCAUUUUAUGGCUACUCCACCUGGUUUGUUAUCGUCAAUUUCGGGCUUCCCUUGGGUGUGUUCUACAGGAUGCAUUCCGUUGGCGAUCUUCUGGAGGUGUACCAAUCUGCUUGAACUCAACUCAAGCCUUCAUACAUUGACAGCAGAGUGAAAACUUCACUGAAAUAUUUAUGGAAACCAGUAAAUGUUAUGAGAAUAUGACAUUAAAAAGUCAAAACUG